Amblyraja radiata (thorny skate) is the source of this 1256-nucleotide messenger RNA. It is a transcript of the gene dtwd2, whose product is annotated as DTW motif tRNA-uridine aminocarboxypropyltransferase 2. The transcript is spliced from 6 exons. Lineage: Eukaryota; Metazoa; Chordata; Chondrichthyes; Rajiformes; Rajidae. The record is from RefSeq and is a predicted model, not a curated record. Bases 103 to 1062 code for a protein of 319 amino acids.
GAAUGGGCAGAUGUUUCAGGUCGGGACCCUGCUGUAGAUUGACGACCUACUGUUUUACAGUGUCCAUGCGCCCUCCGAUGGUCACGAUCCCAAUUGCACGGAAUGCCGGCAAAUGCGACCUGUCACACCGCCCCGCCCCGCCCCCUCUGUUGGGCCGUCUCGUCUCGUCUCGUCUUGUCUCUGGCGGUGCGGAACCAACCAAAGACCGACCGUGCUCUGCAGCCGCUUCUGGGCAACAUGGAGUCCGAGAGGGCGGGGGUAGAGGCGGCCGCAGACUCGGAGGGUGGGCGCUCGAGUGCAAACUGCGCGGAAGAAGAGCAAAACGUCUUGCAGGAACUGUCAGAGUUGCCAGUGGAGAGGGCGGGCAAGAGGCCGACGUGCUCACGGUGCAGCCGUCCUCAGAAGGUUUGCCUCUGCCCAUUCCUACCAGUUCAUCCACUGAAUAUUUCCACAUGCCUGUACAUAGUUCAGCAUCCAGCAGAGGAGAGUCGAGUGCUGCGGACUGUUCCUUUGCUGGCUGCCUGCCUUCCAGCUGACAAAUGUAAAGUCUUUAUUGGACGGCGCUUUAAUGAGGACAGGCACCCUGAACUUGCAGCAAUUUGCCAGAGUGUUGGUACAUUAAUCUUGUUUCCUGGACCUGAGGCAAAUAACCUGGAAGAACUUGAACUUGAUCCAACGCUGUCUCCUUACAAUAUUAUUAUCAUCGAUGGGACCUGGAGCCAGGCCAAAGGAAUGUUUUAUGGAAAUUCCCUCUUCCGCUUGCCUAAACAAGUUCAACUCAAAACGAGUUUAUCAAGCCAGUACAUAAUUCGAACGCAGCCAAAUAAUACUUGUCUCUCUACACUGGAGUGUGCAGCCUUUGCGCUGUCAAUUGUGGAAAAGGACCAUUGCAUUCAUGAGGUUAUACUUCGUCCCCUUCGAGCAUUGUGCUCAUUCCAACUUCAGCAUGGAGCUCAAGUCCAUCACAGUAAGGAACAUCUGAUUAAGAAUGGAUUAUACGCAAAACAGAUGCCAAAGAAUAAACAUAAACCUAAUAAAAUGGAACGUUUAGACAAAGAAUAGGUGAUGGGUAUAAUUUUAAAAUUACAUUAUUUUUUAUGAGCAGAGCUUUAUGACAGUGGUUUUCUGUCUCUGAAUCUCUUCAUUUUUAUUUGAACUGGACAUUGGUUUGCAAAAGUUUAAUUCCUUGCUUAUUUCUAUUUUGAUUUUUAGUCUUAAUAAAUUCACCAGCAGUAAGUUUCUUGAGUUGCUUCUGU